Molecule: messenger RNA, 8231 nt
Organism: Monopterus albus (swamp eel)
Lineage: Eukaryota; Metazoa; Chordata; Actinopteri; Synbranchiformes; Synbranchidae
Gene: znf292b
Product: zinc finger protein 292b
Biological process (GO): regulation of transcription by RNA polymerase II
Cellular component (GO): nucleus
Molecular function (GO): DNA-binding transcription factor activity, RNA polymerase II-specific; DNA binding
Source: RefSeq, a predicted model, not a curated record
ACAUCGCGUUUCUCUGCUUCCGUAAUUACGCUAGUGGUACGCCCUGGAGUUGGGUAUGAAGAUGGCGGACGAAGAGGCCGAGCAGGACUUGGGUCCUGAGAAACGUGUUAGUGAAACGGUUGAAGAACUUAGACAACGGUUGCAAGAACUGCAAGACGUCGUGGUUAGAGACACUCGCAAAUGUUCAGCUCAGUCAUCUUCAGAGUAUUGCCAAGAGUUUUGUAGGACCCUGCUGAUGUAUGCAGGCCGUUGGAAGAUAGAGGAAGAGCCUCUGCCGUUGUUGGAAGUGUACAUAGUUGCCCUGCUGAGUUAUACCCAGGCUUCUCCAUACCUCUCCCUACAGUGUGAAAAUGUUCCUCUUGUGGUUGAGAAGCUCUCACUGAGUUUUGUGGAGCUUUUGCUAUCCCUAAAGAAUGACAUUCCUGAUGGACUAUGGAAAGAAUUCAAGUCAUCUGUACAGUUUGCUCACAGUAAGCUGCAGGAGAAUGGCCUCACUCAGCUGUCCCCUCUGUUUGCUUUGGGCCAGUAUGAUGGUGUUUGGAAAAACAAGGUCCUGCAAGAUAUUCUGUCCAGUGAAAAUCUACAGACAAACCAAGUUGAGGAGUUCCUGGUGCAAGAGGGGAUAAUCCUGUUGGAGAUGAGAGUGAAGCAGCUGAUGAAGAGGAAGCAUCUGGGCAAGGCUGCCCUGCUAGCAAAGGCGUGUUCUGAGUGUUCUGCCUUCCUGGGGAAGGGACAUUUCAAGCAGAUGUACCUUGUCUGCCUCUGUGCUACUUCACAACAGGAUCAGCUCAUGGGUGAGCUUUCAAAGGAGGAUUGCCGUGAUGCUUUAGAGAUGAUCUGCAAUCUUGAGUCAGACGGAGAUGAGACCGCAGCCUUCAGUUUAUGCUCAGCCUUUCUGACCCGACAGCUUCUCCAAGGAGAUAUGUACUGUGCUUGGGAGCUCACUUUGUUUUGGAGUAAGCUGUUAAAGCGCUUGGAGCCAUCAGAGCAGGCCUUCCUCGACAGAUGCCGCCAGAUGUCCGCAUUUUCCAAAACUGUUUACCACAUCUUGUUCUUCAUCAAGGUCAUCCAAUCAGAGAUUGACAAUGUUGGACUACCAGUGUGUAUCGAAAUGUGCAUAAGAGCUCUACAGAUGGAAUCAGAUGAUGGAACCACCAAGGCCACUGUGUUUAAAACCAUUUCCUGUUUGCUUCCUACUGACCUCGAAGUCAAGCGAGCCUGUCAGUUGACUGAGUUCCUCCUGGAGCCCACAGUAGACUCAUACUAUGCUGUGGAGACUCUUUAUAAUGAACCAGAUCAAAAACUAGAGGAGGAGAACAUGCCUAUUCCCAACUCACUACGCUGCGAGCUUCUGUUGGCUUUUAAAACCCAGUGGCCAUUUGAUCCGGAGUUCUGGGAUUGGAAAACACUUAAGCGUCAUUGUCUAGCGCUAAUGGGUGAAGAAGCUUCAAUUGUGUCAUCCAUUGACCUGCUUAAUGAUACUGAGGGCCCCGAAGAAGAGGAAGACUUCCUCAGUCAGGAGGGGUUCAAAGAUUUCCCAGACCAUUUUGUCAGCGGCACGUAUGAAGUAAAAGAUAUCAUGGAUAAGAGAGAGAAAAACAGAGCAGUGAAAAAACUGAGAGAGAAAGGUUUCAUAUCUGCCAGGUUCAGAAACUGGCAGGCAUAUAUGCAGUACUGUGUGCUGUGUGACAAAGAGUUUCUUGGCCACAGAAUUGUACGCCAUGCACAGACUCAUCUGAGUGGCGGAGUGUACAGCUGCCCAAUAUGUACUCAAACCUUUAACUCAAAAGAUGGAUUGAUUCCCCAUGUAACAUCACAUGUUAAACAGUCAUGCAAGGAAAGGCUGACUGCAAUUAAAACCAACAAGAAAUUGUCUAAUCCUAAAACAGCUGCACCUGUUAUUGCAGCAUUAAAAGCCAAGACAGAAAAUGAACUAUAUGAAAAUGGUGAUUUCCUAGGACAGAGUGAGGUGUUGGUUAACAAUGUUCAGGUUAGAGUGCCGAAAUAUAGCACAGAGAGAAGUGAAGACAACGUAUGCCCUGUUGGAAAAUGUGGUCGGACCUUCAAAUAUUUCAAAAAUCUUGUUGCACAUGUUAAAGGUCAUGGAGACAAUGAGGAAGCAAGGACUUUCCUUGAAAUGCAGAGCAAAAAGGUUGUUUGCCAGUACUGCCGCCGCCACUUUGUUAAUGUCACCCAUCUUAAUGAUCAUUUACAGGUCCACUGUGGUGUGAAGCCUUACAUCUGUAUACAGCUGAACUGCAAAGCAAGUUUCCUGUCCAAUGCUGAGCUCCUUAUACACAGGAAAACACAUUCUGCUUUUAAGGCCAGAUGCAUGUUUCCAAACUGUGGAAAGAUUUUCAACAAGGCCUUCAAACUGUAUGACCAUGAGGCACAACAUUAUAAAACUUUCACUUGUAAAGUUGUGGAUUGUGGAAAGGUAUUUCAUUCGCAGCAGCAGGUGGAUUUGCAUCAGGAGGAGCAUGCUACUCAAGAGGAAAGGCUAUCUUCAGAACAGACUUCACAAAAUAAGAAGCCUGGACUUUCACUCAUUGAGCAAAUGUUUUCAAACCACAUGCCCCCAAAACAAGAAAACUGGAACACUGAAAGUGCUGUUAAUCCAGAUCAUGGAAGGCUGCCAUUGUCAGUUGAGAGCUUGCAGAAAUCUUCACAAGCAGAACCACAAAAUACAGCUUUCUCAACCAAUCAGACACACGGUUUAAAUAAUUCUGUCAUUCAGUCUGUGAAUUCUGACCUGUGUGAUCCUGAUAAACAGAGAGCUGGUUCAGGCGGUAAUUCUUUUGAUUGUAUGGUGCCACCUCAACAAAAUCAAACCGUAUCUCAGUUUGAACCAAAUUUAGGUAAUGCAUCACUCAGCUGUAAUACAAACGUCUUACGAGGCCAGCCACAAAUGGUCCCCUGUAAUGUAAAUACUGGACCACUGAGUUGCAACUCCAACUGCAGCUUGCCAUUGCCAGGAAAGCAACAGCCGACAUGUAGUAGCAGUCUGUUCACAGUAUCACUGGCCCAAGACUCCCUUGAGCCAGCAACACCACAACCACUUCUUCUAACAGGAACUCCUCAGACACUUCUUGGGAAUAGACGAGAGGACUCUGUGACAACUACUACAGGUCACCCUCCAGGACAGAGAGAGCGAUUUCACUGUGCAUUUGAAAUGUGUACAAGGCAUUACAGCUCCUACAGAAGUGUUACCAAGCACAUGAAAACAGUUCAUCCAGAUUUCUUUGAACAGUGGAAAGUUGCUCGAACUAAAAUCAAGAUAACCUAUGCUCCAGCACCGAGUACACCACCUGUCAUACAGCUUGGAUCACUCACAUCACUUCAGAACCGGCGCUGUAACAAAGUUCCAGUUAAUGGUGUUCAGAGGCAGAAUGUUAUUCAGUCGCCUCCUUAUACUGACACGGGUACAAGCUCAGGCUAUACUGCUGCACAUUCCCGCUCCCCAUCUGCCUACAACCAGAAUACUGCACUCCUGAUGGACAAUGUUUUAAAUCCAACUGUUCUGCAACAGUUUAGAAGUGAUGGACACCCAGCAGCUGCGCAGUCCCGACCUUUAGAUAGUCAAAACUGGCAGACAGCCCCUGGAAGUGAACAGAGUCAGAGCUGUGGCUCUUCCCAUGUUUAUUCAUCUAACAUACAAGUGAUGCCACAAGUUGAUUCUAGCAGUGCCGCUCUACCACUCAGUGUUUCUUCUUGCUCUGUGAUUGGAUCAACAAUCAAGCCAGCAAAGUCCUUGCAGUCGCAACUUCUGAAAAGUGGGUCCCAGUCAGCUUUCCCCUCAUACAUGGACAAUGCAAAGAAAGUGUCACAACAAAUGGAAAACCACCUCCCACCAUAUACAUUACAGAUGGACAGCAAUUUAGUCUCAAAUUCCAGAGCACCACAAAAAACAAAGUCAAUUCGAAAUCGUGCGCAGUCCAAUUUUACUUCAAAGAGUGAAAAUAAACGCACUCAAAAUGGCUCAGUCACUGCUGAAAACAAUUUUGAAAAUCAAAAGCGAGCCAAAAGAAGCAGAAGGACCAAAUGGCCAGCUAUUAUUAGAGAUGGUAAAUUUGUUUGUCGCAGGUGCUUUAGACAAUUUGAUAGUCCCAAAUCUCUCGGAGGUCACUUAUCCAAGCGUACAGUCUGCAAACCAUAUGGAGAUUCAGAACUGAACAGAGACCUGUCAACAUCAUUUCUUGACCUCCUCAGUUCAGAGCAAAGAGUUGGCACUGCUCACGCUCAGCUGUCUUAUAAGCCUGUUGCUGUGUAUCAGGAAAAGCCUCAACAGUCAGUAACAAGCGCUUCAACAACUGCAAAAGACUACCCAGCUCCAGAUAUUCCGCAAAAGAACUCGCCAGCAUACAGCAAUGGUGAGUCAAACGAUGUCAUCCUUAAACAAAUCAUAGCUGAAUCUAAUAUGUCUGAUCUUUUUAUGCACACACCUGCUCACCAGCCAUUGUUUCAAAACCCUUGUGUUCCUUGUGGAGCCAGUGAGCAUUUUCUGGGGAGCUCUGUCAUACAGCAUACAGAAAAUGUCUUGCCAAAGAAAGGGGAAAGGCGAGAGGAUAACUCAUAUAGUACAGCCCAUUAUCCUCAGCCAAGCAUUGAUACAUUUGCUGCAAGUGAAUUCCCUGCCCCACUUCUUUCUCAGAUCUUCACAGAAAACCUUGCCACUGCUGUUCCUGACAGUGUUUCUGCAAACCAUGUGAUUCCUCCUGGGGAAAUUCACCAUGAAGGGCUUCACUCUGAGACAACCAUUCAGACACCAGACACAGAUUUGAACUCUGUGUUACCUGAUAGUCAGCUUAGUCCAACAACAGCAAGUGUCAAGCAAGCUGAGAUGCCAGUGAAAAGUCCUGAGCAAGAUAUCAAAAAGAGACUGCGGGAGCAGAUUUUGGCUGGUGACUUGCGUAGAAACAGCAUGUGUGUUUCAGGCAGCACUGACCCUAAUGCUGGUUCUAAGACCACCAUUUCUUUUGGCCCAUUGUGCAGUCCUACCAGUAAUUCUGGGCUUCAUCAGAUGUCAUGUGACACAAAGAGUGACAAAGCUAGUCAAGGACAAGUCAUUCAAGAAAAUUCUGGUGUAAUCCAGCGAAUCUCUGGUGAAAUUGAACAACUACUGAACACACAGAGUUUUACUUGUUUCAGAGAGUCCACCACCUCGCAGCAGGAGAUACUGAGCCCUGCAGGCAUUCUGGCAAUUGAUGUAGAUUCUGAGCCCACUCAGUUAUCUGCCAGUCAGCAACCGUGGAUGACAGAAAUUCAAAGUGCAUUUGAAAGGCUCGACUUGGUUAGAGAAACAUCUAAUCAAAUGUCAGCUUCCAGUAAACAAAAUAGCAGUACUAUGAAUAGCCAGACAGGAUCUGCAAAGAUUGAUUCACAUAGCUUAAUGCCUGUUUUUGUGAAGUCGUUUGCUUGUGACAAUGAGAACUGCACAUUUAGUUCUAUUUCCAGUGAAGCACUUUGGAAACACCUCUCGAAAACUCACAACUAUACAUUUGAGAAGGUAAAUGUGGUUAAGAAGAAGUAUGGCCAAUACGCUCCCUUCAAGUGUCAAAAAUGUAGUAAAGCAUUCACUCGUAAUUCAAACCUUCGCACUCAUUACCAAUCAGCUCAUAAAUUAUCAACUGAAGAAAUUGCAGAUCUCGAUAUGAAGCGCAGGCAGGCCAAAGCUGCUGAAUCUGCUGCUAUUCAAAAGCGCCCUCGUAGUACAAACCAGGCUCCAGCAGAUCAAACCACAGUGUCUACCAAUCAAUCAGUGGAGAAGAGAACACAUUGGUAUCCACUCCAAGGUGCAGUAAAAUGUGAUUACCCAUCCAACAUGAGCAUAACUAAUCAGAAAUUUGAAGCUGACAAUCAUUCUGCUUGCGUUUGUUCCUUGCAAACAGCUCCCAUGCACAACCAAGCAAUGACUCUACCAGUACAGUCCCAGACCUCCAUGGCAGCCUUUCAGUCAGUACAAGCAGGAACAGCAGCAGAACAGUGGUCUCGUGGUGAGCAGAGAAACCUGGCUAAUGUGCCCACUCAACACACAAGUGGUCAGCAAGUUGGAGGCCAUUUGGCCAAAGUGUCAGCUCCUCUCACCAAAGCUCUUUCUGCAGCCCCUCAUGUUAAUGGGCCUUUGUCUAUCAGCAAACAGUCUAUCAACAGGCAGUCAGUAGUUAAACCAAGCAAAGACAUAACCCGCAAGACAAAGGUGAAGAAAUCCAAAUCGGGUGGGGCCACAAGUCCAUACAGACCAUAUUGCUGUGUUCAUCAAGGCUGUGUGGCAGCCUUCACCAUUCAGCAUAAUCUUAUCCUCCAUUACAGGGCUGUUCACCAGUCUGCUUUAUCAGCACUGGAGGUGAACAAAGAGCAGGACCAGAAAGAGGGACUGGAUGAAAUAAUGGAACAGGAGGAGGAGCAGGAUGAACUAGAGGCAGAGAUCCCCCAAAUUUAUGAAUUCAGGUGCCAAGUAAAAGACUGCUCCCGUGUUUUCCAAGAUGUUCCUAACCUUGUACAGCACUACCUUCAGCUACAUGAAUUUAGUCUUGAUAUGGUUGGUAAUCUCUUGUCUGGCAUCAAGCUAGGCAAGUUUGCUUGUGGCCACCAAGGAUGCACAGUGUCCUUCACUACUCUGUGGAAGUAUGUAGGGCAUGUCAAAGAACAGCAUAAAGAUAUUAAUCUGGCCAAACCUGAAAAUUUAAAUGGCUCAUUCAAGUGUGAAAUUGAAGGCUGUGACCGUUCAUAUGCCACAAAGUCAAACCUGCUCAGACAUGUCAUGAAAAAGCAUCAGGAUCUGUCCCUGGCAAAACUUAAGACUCAACAGAUAAAUGAAGGUGAGGUGAAACAAAAUUCAAAAACUUUGCAUUACCAGAUUACUAAAACAAGUAAUGGAAAGGAAAACAUUGAGAGCAAUAAAAAGAUUGUACAGAGGGAAAGUGACACAAAGGGAGUCAGGAAGUCAAAGCACAGUCACUGGACAAAAUAUGGAAAACCCUCCUUGAAAUCUAAAGUUGAGGCAUCUGCAAUGUGCACAAAGAAAUUUCCUCUACAAUACCCGUGUAUGAUCAAAGGCUGCGAGUCUGUGAUGAAAUCAGAGCGGAGCAUAUUAAAACAUUACAUGGGACAUGGACUGUCAGACAAGUACCUGGAACAGCAGAGGAGUUACUUCAUAUUCUGUAAAAAGGUACCCAGGCAGAAGUGCCGUUCUGUUAGGAGUGAUGAUUCCAAAUCAGACAACACCUCUGACCUGUCAGACAAAGAACUGCCAACAGCAGAUAUCAGUCUGGAAGGAGCGGAAUAUGGCUAUUCCAAGCCUAUCCUACGCAAAAGGGCAACAGGAGGGAUCCCUGCUGUCUUGUUUGAUAGCAAAUUAUCAAAUGAUGAAAGUUCUGAUGGCUCUGUGGUGCUCAAACGCAAACGAGGACGUCCACGUAAACUGAUUGAAAAAAUUGUGAAGCGCAAGAAAAUUCCACGCAUGACCAAGAUUGAUGUAGUUUACAGCAGGGAUGAUGAAUCAGACUCCUCUUGCCCUGCAAUACUGCAGGAGGAGAUGACUGAGCAGAGUGCUCCACUGGCCUCUUUUAAACCAAUGGGAUUUGAAAUGUCUUUCUUAAAAUUCCUGGAGCAGUCAAAUAAAUCUGAAAAUGUCUUCACAAAGUGGAAAAAAACAUCCAGUUUGAAUACCAAAGACACCUGUGUCAGGUUCAGCAACCCUGAGAACUUCAAGUCCUUUGGUAAGGUUAAAAUAAUUGUAGACGGGGCCUUUUCAGGUGUCAUUGACCUCAUGUUGAAACAGCUGCAGGACAUGCAGCCCAUAGUGGUAUUAGAAAAAAAUGACUAGUCGUUUUUUGUGUUUUUUUGUUUUUUUUUUUAAAGCAGAAUCUCAGGACUUGAAUCUGCUGCAGACUGGUGCCCUAAAUGUUUUUAUACACACCCAGUUAAACAAGUUUUAGAAUUGUACUGUAAUACAGUCUGUACGUUGUUUCUUUAUUUUGUUUAGUUUUUUUGUAAACAUACAAAUGUGUAUAGCAUGUUUUUAUUUAUGGACUGUUCAGUCAAAAAAAUGAAAAUCUGACAUUGGGUUUGGUGUCUCAAUUAUCCCCGUGGGACUUGAAGACUAAAAGGAUUUGAAAUGGGCUGUACUGUGUGUAGUCAGUGAUUUAAAUAUGUUGAUUGUGUGUUGUAUAUAUAGUUUGAAAUCACCCACUGCCACCAGCAGUCUUAAUAUUAAACAAAUUCUUCUUUUA